AUUUUCAGAUCGUUUCACCGAUUGGAGUUUUUGAUAUAGCUAUUCGAAGGUCGCGAGUUUUCUGGGCGUCAUAACGAAGUGCUGCAGAAAUUUCCAAGGAGCCAUUGAAUCAUCUGCUUAUAGCCUUCUCUAACCAACAAGUGGUAUCAGAGCUAUUAUCAGCAUUUGGACCUAAAAUACGAUGGGAGAUAAAGAGGACUCUGGUGGAGGUGAUACUUCAGUCCAAGGAGGCAGCUCAACCCAAGAUUCUGGCAUUGCAGCGCAAAGGGGAGCGCGUACAAGCCAGGGGUCACUGCUUAAGGAGGUGCUGAAGAACUUCACCAUUGAGAAGUUCUCUGGAGAUGGCUAUGAUGAUUGGGCAUGGAAGAUGCAGCUCUACUUUCGACAAAUUGGCCUCUUGAAGCUCAUGAUUGGAACGGAGCCAAGGCCAAAGGAAAUGGCAGAGCAAGCGGACUGGGAUGAACGUUCAUCUGCUGGGUACUAUCUACUGUCACAAAGCUUGGAGCUGAACCAGAGGCAUCACAUCAUGCAUCUGCUACCGGAAAUUGAUUGUGGGCCCAAGGCAUGGGCAGUGCUCAAGGACCUGCACGCUCCGACAUCGGUUGCCGCUUCUCUCAUGCUGGAUCGGGAGCUGUCCAUGCUGCGGUUGAGCGAGAAUGAAGCUGUGCAGCCCGUACUGGACAAGAUGAGGGAACUCUACGCGAAAUUGGCGAUUGCAGGCAUCACGUACCCAGAGCAGACAAAGUGUCUCAAGAUGCUCAGCCUGCUGCCGGAGUCUUGGCUGCAAUUUAUAAGCGGACUCAGCUUGCCACAAAACCAAAGUCAAUGGACAUUGGAGUGGAUUCGCACCAAGAUUCUGGAAGAAGAUUUUCGUCGCUAUACACUGCGCGGAGGUGAUGACAGCACCAGCGGCUAUGCCAUGCAAGGGACAUGGAGGGAUCGAGGGCGUGGCAAUCGCGGUCGCUCUUACCACAGCCAAGGUGGUCGCGGGACUUGGAACCAGCGGGGGCGUGGUGGCGCUGGUGCAAGAGGAAGAGGUGGUCACUCCAACAAUGACAACAGUGAACCACGCUUGAGGGGAGAGUGCUGGUAUUGCAAGGAAGAAGGGCAUCCAUGGUUUCGCUGCCCUACCAAGCCCGACUGGUGGACCCCUUGGAACCAAUCGGAGAAGGGGAAUGGAGGAAAACAACCACAUGGAGGUGCCAACAUGGUAGCUGAUCCUGCUGAAGAAACCUCCAAGGAUGACAGAGGAAUGCGAAAUGAGGAGAGGAAUGCUGGACAGUUCUACCAUGUGUGUGACAAAGAUGACAGUGGCACAGCUGUUGCAAGGGCUGGAGAGGAAUUGCACCCGCUUGACAUGUGGGUCAUGGACUCUGGUGCUGCAUGGACAAUGACACCACGCAAGGACUUGCUGGAUGCUGUGCGAGCGCCUCCAAUCUCUGAAGUGCGCUCAGCAUCCGGACAUGCAGUGAAGGUCGCUGGAGUUGGUCGAGCUGCAUUCAGAGCACCUGAUGGUGGACUGGUUGUGCUGAAGGAUGUGUUACUCGUACCGGGGCUGAAGGCCAACCUGAUAUCGCUGCGCAAGCUAGGCCAGGCCGGAGUCAGCACCACCACCAAUGGAUCCAAAACAUUCAAGGGGCUGCGAGGAGAUCGUGUGUUAUGGGAUUUACACGAAAGCAGAGAUGUCUUCAGAUCCAUGUGGCAGAUCCCUGCACUGAUAUGGGAAUCAACAAAGAAGGAGUUGGGAGAAGUAAAGGCGGGUUCUGGAGUCCAGGGGGAGUGUAAUGCAGUUAGUGCUGCAGGAGUGACGGUUUCUGCAAGGUCGGGGGAGACUGAUUGGGAAACCGCACACAGGCGUCUAGGGCAUGUGGCUAUGCCAUUGCUGCAGCAACUGCAUAAGGAAGAAGCAGUAAAGGGGCUCAAGCUUUCUGGGCAACCAAAUGCUACCAAGUGCGAGACGUGUCUGCUGAGCAAGUUCACACGGUUCCCCUUUCACGGCGUAGCUGGGAAAAGCAAGGCAGCACUGGAACUGGUGCACAUGGACCUCGUAGGACCUUUUCCAGUCCGAGGAAGUAAGGGGGAAAGGUACUUCCUGACAAUAGUUGAUGACUGGAGUCGGCUGAUGUGGGCAUACCCGUUGAAGCAGAAGGAUCAUGCUGCCUCAACAAUACGAGAUGAUUGGCUGCCGUUCGUCGAGCGACAAUCUGGGCACCCAUGCAAGAGCAUCAGAACCGACCGAGGUGGAGAGUUUCUAGGAGGAGAUCUGACUGCGUGGCUCAAGAAACAAGGCAUUGAGCAUCAGCUAACGACGUCCUAUACCCCUCAGUCAAAUGGCGUUGCUGAGAGGGCUAAUAGGACCAUCCUGGAAACUGCGCGAGCGCUGCUGAUCGAAUCAGGGCUGGGGAACUCCAUGUGGCCUCAUGCGGUGAGGCAUGCUACAGUGGCAAGGAACCGCGUACUCACAAAGGUGGCUGAUGAUAUGUGGGUGCCGCUGGAGAGGUGGCUUGGAAAGAAGCCUCCAGUGGACAUGCUUCGAGUGUUCGGAUGCAUGGCAGUGGCGCAUGUCCCUAAACCGUACAGGACAAAGCUUGGAGCAUCUGCACUUUGGUGUGUGCACCUUGGGCUUGCGGCAGAGAGCAAGGGGUGGCUACUCUGGGAGCCCUCAAAGAAUGUGCUGUUUGAUAGUCGGGAUGUCAAAUUUGUGGAGAACAUCAUGUAUGGCAAGUGGGAGAAGCAGCCGGAGGCAAGGGUCACCCAGCAGCUGGAAGAGAUCACUAUGCACUUCGAUCUGUCCGAACCUGAGGACAGCGAAGUCACUGCGCCAACGGCAAGCGGUACUGAUGAAGGAAGCAAUGAGGAUAUUGCAGCUGAUGCUGAAGUCAAGGAUCCGGAGCAGCAGCAGCAAGAGGCUUCCAAAACACCAAGUCUGUCAAAGCGAAGGAAACAGAUUGGUGGGGGGACAAAGGAUUGGGUGAAGGUGAAAGAAUGGGUAAAUCCAACCAUCUACCCUGCACGUACCAGAAUGGCAAUGAGAAAGCUGUUGAGCUCCACAAGUGGAGGAGCCACAACUGAGCAGCAGGAACAGGCUCAAGGCGAAGAUGCAGUGCUGUUCUUGGGUGAUGACCAAGAGUCAGAUGACAAGGAGCCUGCAUACUGCUUUUACGCACCAAUACAACCUCCGAGCAUGGAUCAUGCGCUAGCCGGGCCUCAACGGGGGAAGUGGCUCGUUUCAAGAGAUGCAGAGUACAACAGCAAGAUGGAGAAUCACACAUGGGACCUGGUGUACUUGCCAAAUGGGAAGAAGGCAAUACAGUGCAAGUGGCUGGCAAAAAUCAAGACGGAUGAGAAAGGAGAGCCAUCAGUUUACAAGAGCAGGCUGGUGGCAAAGGGGUUUCAGCAGAAAGCGAAGGAAGAUUACAAAGAAGUGUUUGCCCCAACUGCUAAGUCUCCAACGCUACGUGUGCUGCUGGCGGUAGCUGCUGUGCGCAAAUGGAAGGUGAAGCAGAUGGACAUCGUAACCGCUUUUCUGUAUGGCAUUGUGGAAGAGGAGGUAUACAUGGUUCAACCACCUGGCUAUGAGGAUGGAACCGGUCGUGUCUGCAAACUUAACAAGGCCAUCUAUGGCUUGAAGCAGGCCCCGAGAUGCUGGUACAACAGGCUGGCCAGUGCACUGGAAGGGAUUGGAUUCCGUGCGAGUGCAUGCGACGAGAGCCUAUUCCUGAUGAGCGAGGGGGAGUCGCUUGUGCUUCUGCUGGUGUACGUGGAUGACAUCCUGCUCUUCAGCAGCAGUGACAAGGAGAUCGAUGGGGUGCAGCGGAAGCUCACAGAGCAGUUCAAGUGCAAGUCACUUAGAGAGGCAAGGUACUACCUGGGAAUGCAUAUUGAGCGGGAUACUGAACGUGGCUGGCUCAAACUGCAUCAGGGACAGUACAUCAACACCUUGGCUGAGAAGUACUCUCUGCAGGAAGAACGGGAAGUGGUCACACCUUUGCCUUCCGAGUUCAAACUCAUAAAGGCAGCUGAAGGAGAAGGAGUUGAGAGUGAAGACCAGAGGCAAUUCCAAUCCAUGGUCGGGAACCUACUCUACGCUGCUGUGCAUACUCGGCCUGACAUCAGCUUUGCUGUGGGACAGCUGGCUCGAGUAGUGCAAAAUCCAACAGAAGAGCAGUGUGGUGCAGCGAAGAGAGUGGUGCGCUACCUCAAGUCAUACCCUACAGUGGGAGUACAGUAUUCAGCCUCUGCUCAACUCAGUCAAAAAAGAAUUGAAGUCCUCAAAGAGAAGGGGAGCAGCUCGGAGAAGGAAAGGUGUUCCUUUCCUGUUUUGCUGAUGCCACGUGGGCUUCUGAGCAUGAGGAUUCAUCAUCAGUUGGUGGAUACAUCUGCAUGGUGGGAGGUGGGCCUGUAAGUUGGAGGUCCAAGAAGCAGUCUGAGACGGCACUAUCUUCAGUGGAAUCUGAGUACAUGGCGAUGUUUCAUGCGGCAAAAGAAAUCAUCUGGCUAAGGAGGCUCUUGAAGGAGAUCGGCCAUGAACAGACUUGUGCGACACCUCUGUUCAGUGAUAGCAAGGGAGCCAUUGCCAUGGCACGCAAUGCAGUUCUUCAUGGGUUGAACAAGCACAUGAGGAUCAUGUGGCAUUGGCUGCGGAAGGAGGUGAAGCUUGGGACACUGGAUCCGAUCUACGUGAAAACUCAGCAACAGCCAGCCGACUUCCUUACCAAGCGGCUAGCUGAAGAGCCACACUGGCGCUGUGCGAGGAUGGCGGGAAUGUCCUUGAACUAGAGACGGCGAAACAAGCCGACAGUCUGAGGGGGAGUGUGUUGGUGCAUAUUCGUUUGCACGUCAUCCUGUCGUCUGUUCGCAUCAUUUCGUUGCAUGUGUUUUGUGUGCUACGUUGUUUGUAUGGUUUGUUGGGUUUGCAUGUCUUUGCAUGUUCAUCUUGUGCUUGUGCAGAUGUGCUUGGAUUGUGCAUGACAUCGAGCACAUUCCAACGAGCCAAGAAUUGUUGGAAUCGGAGCACAUAUGAAGAAGUUACGAAGAAAUGUUUGAUGGAUUUGUUACAACUCAUUGGAAGUCCUUGUCAGCUGCUACACCAAAGCUGGAGAGCCCUAUAACGAGGAGGGACCAGCAUGUGUGGGACUUUUGUCCCCACCUUGCAGCUGCAGCAUUUGGGGUUUGGAGGCCAACCUGGCACAGUGUGAAAUUUGUCUUGCCAGGCUGGCUGAACCUGAGGAUGGGGAGUCAAAACUUUGACUCUUGUCAUGUUCUUGACCAUGGGCCUCCAGGGUCCUUCCCUUUCAUCCUUCACUUCCUACCCCACCUUCCAACUAUGCUUCAAUGCCUUUUCCAUCAUGUCUCUGAACUUGUAAGCUUCAAUCAUAGUGACUC
Molecule: messenger RNA, 5385 nt
Organism: Closterium sp. NIES-67
Lineage: Eukaryota; Viridiplantae; Streptophyta; Zygnematophyceae; Desmidiales; Closteriaceae
Source: the annotation of a GenBank genome assembly